Messenger RNA from Cajanus cajan (pigeon pea), 1189 nucleotides. RefSeq names its product electron transfer flavoprotein beta (gene ETFBETA). Gene Ontology annotation, molecular function: electron transfer activity. The record is from RefSeq and is a predicted model, not a curated record. Lineage: Eukaryota; Viridiplantae; Streptophyta; Magnoliopsida; Fabales; Fabaceae. Gene Ontology annotation, cellular component: mitochondrion. Gene Ontology annotation, biological process: fatty acid beta-oxidation using acyl-CoA dehydrogenase; amino acid catabolic process.
UGUAAAAAAUUCAAUCUAACUUGAUUGAAAAUAAGGAGAUGGAUCAUCUUACUGAGUCAGGCUCCCAUCUAUAAGAUGAAGAUGAGGAUAAGGAUAUUGUGCUGAUUUCCUGCAUCAACUCUAUAGGAUAAUUCUUUCAAAAUCAUUGAAGAAUUUUACAGCAGAAUGACGGGUAAAAUUGAGGUGCAGCUUGAAUGAGAAUUUAAUUUAAGAAAAAGGGUCGAAUCUCAUUAGCAUUACGAGCAAAGUCAUUGGUUUGCACUCCAACACAGCACAACGAUGACGAUGAAGAUAAUGGUAGCCAUCAAGCGAGUGGUGGAUUACGCCGUCAAAAUCAGGGUUAACCCCGACAAGACAGGGGUGGUGACUCAGAAUGUGAAAAUGUCCAUGAAUCCCUUCUGCGAGAUCGCCCUCGAAGAGGCCCUCCGCAUCAGGGAGUCCGGCUCCGCCUCCGAGGUUGUCGCCGUCACCAUCGGCCCCUCUCACUCCGUCGACACUCUCCGAACGGGUCUCGCCAUGGGAGCCGACAGAGGCAUCCACGUCGACUACUCUGCUUCCCUCUACCCUCUCUCUGUCGCAAAGAUUCUCACAAAGCUCGUCCAGAUUGAGAACCCCGGUCUUCUCAUCCUUGGCAAACAGGCUAUUGAUGAUGAUUGCAAUCAAACAGGGCAGAUGAUAGCAGGACUCCUCAACUGGCCUCAAGGGACUUUUGCUUCAAAGGUUGUCCUUGAUAAAGAGAAACAGGUAGCCACGGUGGACAGAGAGGUUGCUGAUGGUAUCGAGACAGUGUGUCUGAACUUACCAGCAGUAAUAACCACUGAUCUGAGACUGAACCAACCAAGAUAUGCUACACUUCCCAACAUAAUGAAAGCAAAGUCGAAACCCAUAAAAAAAUUCACUCCGGAGGAGUUGAAUGUGGAAAUCAAGUCUGAUUUGGAGAUUGUUCAAGUCACAGAACCGCCCAAGAGAAAAGCAGGAGUUGUUGUUUCUUCUGUGGAUGAGCUGAUUGACAAAUUAAAACAUGAGGCUAAUGUGAUCUGAUUAUUCUCUACUUUCCUCUAAAUUGCAUCUCACCAAGGGAUGAAUAAUACUGUACCAACAUUCUGAUAUUUGAUCAAAUAACACUAUUAAAUAGUUACUGUUCCAAGGGAUCAAUAAUACUGGACUUUCCUCUAAAUUACUUUUCCAA